Molecule: messenger RNA, 844 nt
Organism: Closterium sp. Naga37s-1
Lineage: Eukaryota; Viridiplantae; Streptophyta; Zygnematophyceae; Desmidiales; Closteriaceae
Source: the annotation of a GenBank genome assembly
CGGCGGUGCUGGCGGCGUGCCAGGAGCAGUGGGCGGCGGCGCUGCAGGGGUGGGCCGCGGGGGGCGACUGCGCUGCCGUGUUCGGCGUGGAGUGCGACGAUGCCGGCAUGGUCACUUAUUUGCACGUCUCAAAGCAGCCUCUGGACGGCCCCUUACUGGAUGCCAUCGGCAACCUCACCGCCCUCACAUAUCUCCGUCUCGCAAUCAAUAACCUCUCUGGCUCCAUCCCACUCUCCUUCUCUCGCCUAGUGCUCUUGGAGCAGCUGGAUCUGAGCUACAACAGGGGAAUCACAGCCUCCAUUCCCCUCGCACUCUCAAGCCUCACCAAUCUCAACACCCUGGGUCUCAGCUACAUGGAUCUAACAGGGCCGUUUCCAUCAUGGGUAUCCGGUCACACCACAUUGGAGUACAUAAGUUUGGUGGGAAAUCGGCUGAGCAAAGCUAUCCCGGAGUCCCUUGGCAGUGCCAUCAACCUCAAUGUCUUUGCAGUGUGGCAGAACCGGUUCAGUGGCGCCAUCCCGGAGUCCAUUGGGAGCCUGAGCAAGCUAGAAGUCUUGAAUCUAUACAGCAACCAGUUCACAGGCAGCAUUCCUCAAGGCAUAGGCAACAUGGACGGCAUCACGUCGCUCAACUUGGCCAACAACUCCUUGACCGGCGCCAUCCCCAGCACCCUCUCGCGCCUCUCCCGCCUGCAAACCUUGGAUGUUGGGUACAACGGGAUGGGUGGAUCGCUGCCCGCAUGGAUCACACGCAUGGCCACUCUCAAAGGCCUCGACGUGAGUCACAACAAGUUCACCGGGUGGCUGCCUGCUGGUCUUGGGGGCCUGCAGCAACUCACCUUCCU